Molecule: messenger RNA, 3001 nt
Organism: Eubalaena glacialis (North Atlantic right whale)
Lineage: Eukaryota; Metazoa; Chordata; Mammalia; Artiodactyla; Balaenidae
Gene: ADD2
Product: adducin 2
Exons: 15
Coding region: 48-2222 (724 amino acids)
Biological process (GO): barbed-end actin filament capping
Cellular component (GO): plasma membrane; postsynaptic density; cytoskeleton
Molecular function (GO): actin filament binding
Source: RefSeq, a predicted model, not a curated record
CUCCAGCCUCCUGGGUUCCAGGAGUGGACUGUAGACCCACCAGGACAAUGAGUGAAGAGACUGUCCCCGAGGCCGCCUCCCCGCCGUCCGCGCAGGGGCAGCAGUACUUCGAUCGUUUCUCUGAGGACGACCCCGAGUACCUGCGCCUUCGCAACCGUGCAGCGGACCUGCGGCAGGACUUCAACCUGAUGGAGCAGAAGAAGCGCGUCACCAUGAUCCUGCAGAGCCCGUCUUUCAGGGAGGAGCUGGAAGGCCUCAUCCAGGAGCAGAUGAAGAAGGGGAACAACUCCUCCAACAUCUGGGCCCUGCGGCAGAUCGCGGACUUCAUGGCCAGCACCUCCCACGCAGUCUUCCCAACAUCUUCCAUGAACUUCUCCAUGAUGACGCCCAUCAAUGACCUCCACACCGCCGACUCCUUGAACCUGGCCAAGGGGGAGCGGCUCAUGCGGUGCAAGAUCAGCAGUGUCUACCGCCUCCUGGACCUGUACGGCUGGGCCCAGCUGAGUGACACCUAUGUCACGUUGAGAGUCAGCAAGGAGCAGGACCACUUCCUGAUCAGCCCUAAGGGAGUUUCUUGCAACGAAGUCACAGCAUCCAGCCUGAUCAAGGUGAACAUCCUGGGAGAAGUGGUGGAGAAGGGCAGCAGCUGCUUCCCAGUGGACACCACGGGCUUCUGCCUGCACUCGGCCAUCUACGCCGCCAGACCCGACGUGCGCUGUGUCAUCCACCUGCAUACUCCAGCCACGGCGGCGGUGUCAGCCAUGAAGUGGGGCCUCCUGCCUGUGUCCCACAACGCCCUGGUUGUGGGGGACAUGGCCUAUUAUGACUUCAACGGCGAGAUGGAGCAGGAAGCCGAUCGGAUCAACCUGCAGAAGUGCCUUGGACCCACCUGCAAGAUCCUGGUGCUGAGAAACCAUGGAGUGGUUGCUCUGGGUGACACCGUGGAGGAGGCGUUUUAUAAGAUCUUCCACCUGCAGGCUGCGUGUGAGAUACAGGUGUCUGCUCUGUCCAGCGCGGGGGGCGUGGAGAACCUCAUCCUGCUGGAGCAGGAGAAGCACCGGCCUCACGAGGUGGGCUCCGUGCAGUGGGCGGGGAGCACCUUCGGGCCCAUGCAGAAGAGCCGGCUGGGGGAGCACGAGUUCGAGGCCCUCAUGAGGAUGCUGGACAAUCUGGGUUACAGAACAGGCUACACCUACCGCUACCCCUUUGUUCAAGAGAAAACCAAACACAAAAGUGAGGUGGAGAUUCCAGCCACGGUCACAGCCUUCGUGUUUGAGGAGGAUGGCACCCCGGUGCCCGCCCUGAGACAACACGCCCAGAAGCAGCAGAAGGAGAAGACCCGCUGGCUCAACACGCCCAACACCUACCUGCGGGUCAACGUGGCCGACGAGGUCCAGAGGAGCAUGGGCAGCCCCCGGCCCAAGACCACGUGGAUGAAGGCCGACGAGGUGGAGAAAUCCAGCAGUGGCAUGCCCAUACGGAUCGAAAACCCAAACCAAUUUGUGCCUCUGUAUACUGACCCCCAAGAAGUGCUGGACAUGCGCAACAAGAUUCGAGAACAAAACCGACAGGAUGUGAAGUCAGCAGGGCCUCAGUCCCAGCUGCUGGCGAGUGUCAUCGCUGAGAAGAGCCGAAGCCCGUCCACAGAGAGCCAGCUGAUGUCCCGGGGCCAGGCGGAUACCAAAGACGAGGCCGAGGAGAUAGCGCCCAACCCCUUCAGCCAACUCACGGACCAGGAGCUGGAGGAGUACAAGAAAGAGGUGGAGAGGAAGAAGCUAGAACUUGAUGGAGAGAAAGAACCCGCCCCUGAGGAGCCUGGCUCACCUGUAAAGUCUGCACCUGCUUCUCCAGCUCAGAGUCCGGCCAAGUCAGAGACGAAGAGCCCCGUGGGCUCUCCCUCCAAGUCUGUGGACGAAGACGCUAAGAAGACGGAAACGAGCAAAGCCACCACAGAGCCGGAAGCGACGCAGCCAGAAGGAGUGGUGGUCAACGGCAGGGAGGACGAGCGGACGGCAGAGGACAUCCUCAGCAAAGGCCUCAGCCAGAUGACCACCAGCGCCGACACGGAUGUCGAUACCUCGAAGGACAAAACAGAGUCAGUCACCAGCGGUCCCAUGUCCCCAGAGGGCUCGCCUUCCAAGUCUCCCUCAAAGAAGAAGAAGAAAUUCCGCACCCCGUCCUUCCUGAAGAAGAGCAAAAAGAAGGAGAAAGUGGAGUCCUGAUGCGCAGCCCCCUGGGGCUCCCAUCUGCGUCCUCCCUCCCCUCCCUCGCCGUCUCCCAUCUCUGUCCCUGGAAGCACGGGGCCAAGGAGGGGUCGAAUAGGCCCUGGAUCACACUCUGAUGGGAAACUUAGAGAUUACCCCACCAACCCCUCAUUUUACAGUUGCCCCACAGAAAUCAGGUGACUUCCCCAAGGUCAUGCAGCUGGUUCGUGGCGGAGCCUGCCCUGGAAGUCAGGUCUUCUGGCUCCCAGCCCAGUGCUCUUUCCACUACACGACACUGCCUCGCUGUGGGCCGCCCUUGUGAGGAUGCUGCCCCUGAUCUGAGCCCGGGGCAAGGGGCCAAAGUCAGCCGCAAGCUCUCACAAAUCAGACCCAAAUCAGACAGGUCGAGGCUUCCCUGAGCAAGGUCCUUGUCCUUGCGUGAACCCAACCUCCUGCUGAUGGAGCUGUCACUAUGUUUAGAAAUCUCUCUUCUCUUUCCCAUAGGGUAACUGCCCUGCUGCCCACAGUAGCCACACAAGUGGACCCGUCCCCUCCACCAGAAGUUAAUCCUUGUUCCCAAGGGCUGAUGGCUUAGCUUGUGCUCCCCCAACCACUAACCCCGAGCUUUCUUCAUGGAACCUCUGGAAUGACGGCCGGAAUUGUUGUAAGAGCAGGCAGACGUGAGGGCAGCCAGAUCAGCCACAGCGUGGAGGAUGGUUCGAUCAAUAUAAGAAGCCAGGAACUUGACCCAUUUGAAUUGUGCAUCUCAGGCGCUUCAAAACUAAAACCAAAUUUAG